This is a messenger RNA of Myxocyprinus asiaticus (Chinese sucker), 2875 nucleotides long. RefSeq names its product E3 ubiquitin-protein ligase TM129. The record is from RefSeq and is a predicted model, not a curated record. Bases 235 to 1323 code for a protein of 362 amino acids. Gene Ontology annotation, cellular component: membrane; endoplasmic reticulum. Gene Ontology annotation, biological process: protein ubiquitination. NCBI's taxonomy places the organism in Eukaryota, Metazoa, Chordata, Actinopteri, Cypriniformes, Catostomidae. Gene Ontology annotation, molecular function: ubiquitin protein ligase activity. The transcript has 4 exons.
GCCACGUCCACUGCUUUCACUUACGGAAAUGUCACGAAAUAAUACAUGUUCUUUGCUUUUAACGUGUUCGAUUACUUCAUAAGCUACUUACGAGCGCAUGUUAAUUAUAUAUGAAUGUAUGUAUUUGACAGAAAAGUGUAAAUCUAAUCGAGGAUAGCUGUUAUUAUGGGCGACUCACUGAAUGUGUAUGAAUGAAAUUGCGUCUGGCUUCAUGCGUGUAUUAGUGAUGUAAACAUGGACAGGCCGGAUACUACUUUCACUCUGGCGUAUAUAGUAUUCACACUGUGUUUUAUUUUUACGCCAAAUGAGUUUCGUUCGGCUGGUUUUACGGUUCAGCAUCUGUUUUCAGAAUUGCUAGGCAGCGAAGACAUCUGCUUCAUUCAACACCACAUCAGGAGAACCACACUAACUCUACUCGCCCACUGCUUCUUACCGCUGGGUUACUACAUAGGAAUGUGUUUUGCCGCUCCAGAACAGAAUCUCUUGUACGUCCAUCAUGCAAGUCAAGGAUGGCAAAUCUACUUGGGUGUUUCACUGGUAAUCCAGCUUCUAAGCUGUGCUCUUGCUUUCUAUUGGUCCAGACGUGGAUGGGCAAAUCAUCCGAUAUGUGAAGCACUGAGUGUGCAUGCAUUACCCCACUCCAGCUGGAGGGCCGUCGCGUCGUCCAUCAACACAGAGUUUCGCCGCAUCGACAAAUUCACUUCAGGUUCUCCGAGCGCAAGAGUGAUAGUCACUGAUACUUGGGUGAUGAAGGUCACAACAUAUUACUUGCAUGUUGCAUUGCAUCAGGACUGUCAUUUGACUGUCACAGACUCCAAGCAUCACAACCUGUCACCUGAAUUAAACACACCAGUGCAGAUUGUCACCAUCACCGUUGCCAGCAUCAACCCAAGAGUCAAGUCUUUUGACAUAAGAUUGAAAUCUACAGAGUAUGUUGAGCUACAAGAGAAGCUGCAUGCACCAAUCAGAAAUGCUGCCAAUGUUGUCAUCCAUUUGACAAUGAGUGAGCUGUUUUUGGAGACCUUUAUGUCUUAUGUGAAGAUGAAUGAAAUUUACAAGUGCCCAAGUGGACAGGAACUGGAACCAUGUAUUGGAUGUAUGCAGGUGAAUGCCAAUGUGAAGCUUGUGCGUGUGUGUCAGGGCGAUGAUGAAGGUGACUGCCAGCACUGUUACUGCAGACCCAUGUGGUGUCUCACCUGUAUGGGCAAAUGGUUCGCCAGCCGUCAGGACCAGCAGCAGCCGGAGACGUGGCUGAGCAGCAGGGUCCCCUGUCCCACCUGCAGGGCCAAGUUCUGCAUUCUUGAUGUCUGUCCCAUUCAUUAAUUGAAUAUUACAUCUUCAAGAUUUUUAUGUCUUUAGGCCUUUGAAACACUCAGCUUCUGCACAGAUCACAUCAAGGGGACAUUUUUGUAGCAGAUAUGUGUUGGUAAAUUAAAUCCACCCUUCCCAAGCUAGACACAUAUCUUAUUUGGGAUUAUAAUGGGUGUGUAAUAAUAACGAAAAAAACAAAGGUUAUACUACACCCCCUAAAAUCUAAAAGAAAUAAGAAAUUAUAUUUUGCUUAAAGAAAAUAAAGACAAUUAAAAUAAAGUUGUUUAAAGAAAAUGAGAAUUUGCAUUGCAACAUUAUUUUCAUGUCAGUUAAGCUCUCCUCCCCCCCUCAGUUGUCCUUGCCUUAAUGCAAACAUAUCUCAGUCGUUACUGUAGUGCCAGAAAAAGUGUUACUUUGCAAAGUAUUUAUACAUAAUUAUAUAGUAUUUCUUGCACUAAUUUUCAAUUAUGCUGGAAAAAAAAAGGCAUACAUUUUUACUGUCAUAAAGUAAGAAUUACUGUCGUACAGCUAUGAGAAUUGCUAUUUAGAAUAAUGAGAAUUACCAAAAAAACUCAAGUAAAACGUAAAACAUUGAGAGUAAUAACACACUGGGGAGCAAUUGUGCUGAAUUGUCAUGAAAAUAGUGUUACAAUGUAAAAAAAAAAAAAAAAAAGUAUAUAUAUACAGUACAUACAUACAAAUAACACGAGUUAAAAAAAAAAAAUCUUUUGAUGAAUCCAUUUGAUAUGAAUUUUGUUGUUUCAUGUUGAGACAUUGACUGCUGAUAUUGUACAUGGUCAAAUUCCAGUAAAACUACAAACAUUUGGUCUGGUUAAAAAUAUACACUGAAUAUACUGAAGAACUCGUGUUCAGAAUCAGACAAAAAGGUGUAAUUGUGCUGAAAAAUUUCUUUAUCACGGAGCAAUGGCAGAGUAAAGUGUUUAUCAGAUUUAAUAAACAACAUACUAAACUGCCUUAAUCUCAUUUAUUGACAUUUCUGUUCAGCUUCCAUUUGUCAGAAAAUUAGCUAUUUAAGUUUUGGACAUUUAGUUUUGGAGACAGAUUGUAAACCCAUGCUCUCCUCUUUAGAUAAUCAUUGGCAAUACAUGUUAUUUAAGUCACAUUUAUGUUACAAUGACAUUGAAUUUGAGUUUCUUUAAAUCAAUCAGUUUGCACAUCGUGACAAAAGUUGAAAUAUUAACAAUCAAGUUAAUCAGUGUUUGGCUUCAAUUCUAUCAUUCUGGGUUUGUCUGCUUUAGUUUGCUGUAAUGUUGCUUCAUUUUCAUUUUAUAUUUGAAGGUUCAUUUGCUUACAGAUGCUGUCAGACAUUUACUUUAAAUGCAAACCCUGAUUUGGCCAAUUAAAACCUUUUGCUUUAUUUUUGUAAUAUUGCUGCUACAGAAACGGGAUGCACAUAAACUGAUUGUUUGUAUUUUACUACCAUUCAAAUAUUUCUUAGAAUGAAUGUGUGUUUCAGGCAUACUGCUUAUAAAUAUUUUUGAAGUUUGAGAGAAAACCGUUUCUGAUCUCUUCCUCAUAAUAAAGAUUUAGUAUAAAGAGUGGC